AUGUAAUCAAUAAACCAAAAUAAACAAACAAAGAUCGUAUUUCUCGUCGCUACUGAGAGAGAAUGUGUCAUGUUCAUGGUGAAGUCUUAGGAGAGAGGAUUACACCUGCUGAUACGUGACUGUUGCGCAAUUACGGUGUUUUAUGAACUCUCGCAGCGGCCAGCCAGCCCCACACCCGCUAGCUUAUCAACAACAGUGGAGAUAGAACGGUGGCGGCGGGCGCCGCUCUGGCUCAUUUUACGGCAAAAUAUGCAACAUUGUGUGUAGCGCUAACAUUUGGAGUUCAAUACUGUGUGUACAUAGUGUCCCGUUCUAGUCCUGCAUGGAAACUAACUCCCUGCAAGGGUUGGUGAACAGAAAGGUGAUAAUUUUUAACUCGGGAAGUGUGAUAUCUCCCAGCAACGGAUGUUUUGAGUGAUAAAAGGUCCCCCGGUGAGUCAUGGCCGCGACGCAGGGUUAUAUCAGUGGACAGGAAGUGCCCCUUGACGACCUCCCCUCAUGGAAGCGAGAACUGAUACUUAGGAAAAGAGCCAAUGCAAGAAUCCACGGAGCCAUGGGUCUGCCUGCUCCCACGCCGAUGGCGGUUCGGGGUCGAGGCUCGCUGAGUGGCCCGUCAACCCCAUUAUCCUCGCUGAGCGGCCCGCACCAGGAGACGGUGUGCUCGCUGAGUGGCGCGGGGCCCCCCCUCCCCCGCCCCGGCCCCGCAGCAGCAGCAGCAGUCAGUACGCGUGUAGCAAGUGUGCGAGAAGUAGUGCACCCCGAGGAUGCGUGUAAAGACCGAAAGUAUGCUGUAGCAAGUGAUCCCAACAGCCCCGCCACGAGCACCACCAUGCACCACAAGGGCCUGCACGAUGAGGGCCCGCGGGUCACCUCGCCCGCCUACUCCUCUGUCAGUGACUCUUACGCCCAGGAGGACGAGGAUCUUCGGUAUGGCCCGGGCAUCGUGUCCAAACUGAAGAACCGGUACAUGAGCCUCGCCAUGAGGGAGAGUCGCUCCCGCCCCUCCCUCCGCAGGUUCAGCUCCUUGGAGGACCUGCUGGACAGCGAGCCGCGGGGGCCGGUGGCCGCCAAGCCCAGCACUGCCCCCGCCACGGCCCCGAUGCAGCGGCGGGAGGUGAUGCGGCGGGCACGCUCCGUGGACUCCCUCAGCAGCAGGCUGGCCGAGGACUCGCGGCGGGUACGAACCCCCGCCAUGUCCAAGAGCAAGUCUGCCUCCAGUCGCCUCCAGUCUAGUCUGAAUCCUCUUGGAAAGGAAAACGUUAUCAUCAUUGAGACAAGUAGGAGCCCAUCCGCCCGGGAACCCCAGGCAGUGAACGGCGCUGCGCCCCGCACCAUGGAGGCGGCCCGCUCCCGCCAGCUGUCCUCCUCCAGCGUGGGUGAGGAGGAAGACCUGCCGCCCCCAGACACCGUGCGGCAUGUCAAGAAAAUCUUCGAGCCUGCGGCCAGCAGGUCUCCUCGGGGCACGGCGGCGCGCAUCGCAGCCCACAAGGCGGUGCAGUCCUCCAAGUCCAACGGCGUGGCCCCUGCAUCCAAGCCCGCCCUCAAGGCCAAGCCCGCCGUGGUGCCCCCCCGCAAGGUGACUCCCCCCGCCGGCCCCGCCCACCCCACAACGAUAGAAGAGGCCAAGGUUUCCCUGAAGAAGGUCACACAGGGAGUCCGGGCGUCUCCUAGGUCCACCAUGAGCGUGAGGGCUACUGCCUUGAAUGGCGAGGGCACGACUGGAGCUGAUGCUGUGGCCAGGGAGAAGGUGCGGUCAGGCCUGACCCCCGUCACCUCUUCCGUCACAGCUCCUCUAGUGAACGGUGACCCCGGGCCCAGGCAAGCACGGGGCGAAAGUUGCAGUCCAGGCGAGGUGGAGGAAGGAGUGAGGAGGAUAUCUACAGCCGCUGUGUCAAAUAUCAGGAGUGAGAGUCAUUCUCAGGAAUUUAACUUUACGGACCGCACUGUGAGCUCCCCCGCACCAGCCAAGCCAGCCUCCCCAACACCCUCCCCACUCCCUUCCUCCCCAGUAGCUUCCCACAGAGUGCCCUCGCAUACCCCCUUCAGUGGCAAAAGUGAGAAGGUUGAGGAGAGUGAUCGUGUCCACCUAGAAAACCUGAAGAACGUGGAAAAGUCUCGGUCUCCGCCCGUGGAUGUUCACAGCACACCUGUUUUCCCUUCUAAAACGGAGUCGCCUCCAAAGCCCGCAGUGGACACACUCGGGCAGGGCAAGGUGGAGUCAGUGAAAGUCUCCCCUAAGCAGGGUUUCGGCAAGAAGGUGGAACCCAAAACCGAGGUGCGGCCAGUGGCGAAGACGGAGCCCGCCAAGCCCAGCCCUCCCCCCGCCGAGGAGCUGGUGCGGGGCGGGGGCAAGGGCGGGCUGGUGGAGGCUUUCAACAAAGCCCCGGCAGGAGGCAGCCCGGGCAGCGUGCUCACCCCCACCAAGACCUCCAACCGGGAUCGUUGGCACCAGCAGGAUAACACGACGCUGGUGUUCAACUUCACCGCCAGCAAGAAGGAGACACCGGACUACAUCGAAAAUGAUGGCGUGGAUCUCUCCAAGAGGCGGCCAGAGGUAGGUGACAGGGGAACAGGGGGAAGGGCUGGAGACAGCUGUGGUCACGCCGAGGCGCGCCGUGUGCCGCACCUGUCUUACUUUCACACUGGUGCCACUUACCUUGCACCAGCACCAUGCCUCCUCACCAUCCACUCACCACCACUGCUUCCCCAUCACCACGUCACACAUCACCAUCACCCAGUGCCAGUUACUACUCACUCGCUCCCCCCCCCCCCCCCACCCAUAAUGUACCACCAUCCACAACUAGUAUCACAACACAUCCUCUUCAUUACCACAAAACUCCCAGCCCACCAAACCCUUUUUUAACACCCGUAUCAUCAUCACUACAUCACUAUUUAUCACUACAAUUCUCACUAUUCCACACCUUAACCUACCAUGCAACACACACGCUCCCUCCUCCUUCCACCCCACACACACCAUCCGCGUUACUCCACCAUUCUUUCCACCACCCCAUACACUCCCUCUCUCCCCUGGACGUGACACAAACCCACACACACUCAGCUGACCAAAACACCACCACGCUGCCACAUGCGAAAAGGUCUUCAACACAUCAGCUGUAGCAUUUAAUUCCCUUUCUGUGUCAAUGCCGGAAACGGUGUUAUCUUUCUCCCAUAACCCCCACCACCACUACUGCCACACUGCCCCCCCUACCAAAGCUACUCAUAACUACAACACUACCUAUCCAACACUUAGAUUCACCCCCAUUGAAUCUCCUUGUGUAGUAGAAGAGUUUGUUUUCUUACCUUGUAUUACUCGUGUACUUUAGAGGCGGUUAAAUGGAUUGGUUCGGCUCUGCCAUUCUAUUUUAGCCUUACUUUUUUUUUUUUUUAUUGUUAUGAUGAUGAAAGGGUCAUGAUUUUUGUUUUCGUUGUUUUUGCUGAUUAAAUCGUGUUCUUGUGUAUUUUCAUUAUCUGUUGCACAGUUUUACCUUGCUCCUUUCUGUGUGUGUGUGUGUGUGUGUGUGUGUGUGUGUGUGUGUGUGUGUGUGUUUGUGUUUCUCAUGGCCUAUUACUUGUUGCCCUCCUAACUAACCUUUCGUCUAAAUAUAGGUGUAAUACAUUUUAUUUUUGACACACACACACACACACACACACACACACAGCGGGUCGUUGGUGUCGGGGCGGAGGUGUUUUUUUUUAAUGUGGUAACGUCGCUGUCGUGUUAUCAGACAUCCUGUGAUAACCCGGCUUAGUUGAUAUAAACAGAGCGACCGAUAGAGCCUUUUAAACUGUAAACACCACCACCACCACCACCACUUUACUACCACCACUAUUACUACAACUAUAAUUACUACCACCACCACUACUAUUAUUACCACCAUCAUCACCACUGCUACAAUUCUACACUAUUUCAACUACCACCAUCCAUAAUACCACGAUGACUACUAUAACACUACUACAACUACUUAUACUACUACUACUACUACUACUAUAAUUUAUAAUGUUUUACCCCUGGCUGUUGUUACGUGUGUGUGUGUGUGUGUGUGUGUGUGUGUUUAUGAGACUUUUUUAUUAACUUAUCUAGUUGUCUGUACUGUUUUGUUGAUUCAUUUCAGUGCCGCACGUAUACACAGACAACACACAUCUACCUAUACUUAUUAUACCUAUUCACCUUAUAUACUGUUUCUUUGUGUGUUUUGUAUAGGUAUAAUUCCAUCCUACGCACCUGUCGUUUCAUGGCAUUCAACUCUACAAACAGGAAGUGUAGACAUGAUAAACCUUGUGUGUGUGUGUGUGUGUGUGUGUGUGUGUGUGUGUGU
This is a messenger RNA of Eriocheir sinensis (Chinese mitten crab), 4316 nucleotides long. RefSeq names its product nucleolar protein dao-5-like. Gene Ontology annotation, biological process: chemotaxis; neuronal signal transduction. Gene Ontology annotation, molecular function: microtubule binding. The record is from RefSeq and is a predicted model, not a curated record. NCBI's taxonomy places the organism in Eukaryota, Metazoa, Arthropoda, Malacostraca, Decapoda, Varunidae. Bases 440 to 2863 code for a protein of 807 amino acids. Gene Ontology annotation, cellular component: rough endoplasmic reticulum membrane; nuclear membrane. The transcript has a single exon.